AUGGGCCCAACAAAGAGAAAAAGGCACAUAUGGGCUUUGGAAUUAGCAAAUGUCUGGGCCUUCUGGCGUUGGUUGUUAGAGAACCAGCCGUUGAGAGAUCAGAGAGAGAGGGAAAUGUCGAUACUCUGGGAAAAGAGCGAGACAUGGCGGUGGCUAGUAAGGAGGACAAGGGAUUCGAAGCCGUUCUUCUUGGCCUUCGCAGCCAUAUGCGGCGUCGUUCCGGGUGUCAUAGGCUACGGCGUCAUGCAGCUCACGAACUCCCGCAACCCUCAGUUGGAGGCCCAUCUCCGCCAAAAGGCCCGCCCCGAAUCCCUUAUGAUGGGAAAAGUAAACCUAGAGCGAUUAGUGGAAUACCUUGGGGAGCUCCAGCGGAAAGAGGAUACCAAUGAUCGAUAUGUAGCUGCCUUGAGGGGAGAGACAUUGACUAGGACUCCUUACCAGAGAAUUCAGCCUGUUCCAAAGCAGAAGACCGAAGCUGACAAUCAACAGAAGAAGACCGACAAGGCUUAGCCAUAUCUACAAAUUGCAUGUGCAAUAAUUCUUAUGGUUCUCAGGGCGGGGUGUUCUUUUGUCUUCGGCAGAACCUUCAAGCCAAAGCUGUAAAGUGGAAUUCAGGUUGAGUUCAAGCUAUUACGUUGUUUAAGUAUGAG
This is a messenger RNA of Durio zibethinus, 650 nucleotides long. The record is from RefSeq and is a predicted model, not a curated record. NCBI's taxonomy places the organism in Eukaryota, Viridiplantae, Streptophyta, Magnoliopsida, Malvales, Malvaceae.